ACACAAUUCCUAAUCAAGAGGCUGAACCAGGAGCGGACGAAUUCAUCAUAAAGAAUGGAAUCUCGAGUCAGCUUAAAGUCCAGGAAUGUAGCAGACUCUAGGUAUCCGGAAAACGGAUGGAAUUAACUGCAAUAAGAGAAGGACGAGAUGAUUUGUAGACGAUCAGACUUAAGUGAAGGACAGUGUGACGAACACGGAUGAUAGAACAAAAUCAAACGGACUAUAAACUCACAAAAGCAACUAGACAGCGAAUUCGUAGUCCCCACAAUGUUCUAGUGGUGAAGUUUUGUUAUAAAUUUACUAAAUAUGCGUUACCGGAUUGUGCAGCAAACACAACAAAUCAAAAAAUUUCUUUAAUAUUAUUAUUAUAAUUAUUUUUUUUAUUCUUAGACAUACUUGAACUUUCCAUAAUUUUUUUACACAAUUGCGUUUACGCUGCCAAAAGUUUAAUCAAUGCAGAUUAUUUCUAUACGAAAUAUAUGCGUACAUUUGUAAGUAUAUAAUUAAUCCAAGAAAGGAAAUUUUAAAUAAUUUUUUUUUUAGUAGUUUUAUAUGGAAAGAGUUUUCAAAACACGCUUAAUUAUAAAAUAUAAAACACGUUAUAAUAAGGCAGUACCUUCGCCCAGGAAAAUUUUUCGAAAUGAACUUGCACAUAUGGCCACAUAAAAAAGUUGCAUGCCAGUUCGAAUACUUGUCUGUGUGGCCGCAACGUAAAAACGUGAAUGCUUGAGUUUUUGAACGGUUAUUAACUCGUGUGGCCGCCCGGUUAAGAAUCGAAUGAUCGGACUCAAGGUAGAGUUUCAAUGUAGACGAUUUAUCGAGUAAAUUCGUUUUUCAUUUCUCCACAUUUACCGAUAUAGUGAAGGAUAUCGAUAUUUUUCACAUUAUUAUUAUUUACCUCUAGUAACGUAAACAUGUCCGACCGUUUAACACAAUUGCAGGACACAGUUAAUCAACAAGCUGAGCAUUUUUGCAACGCUAUUGGUAUAAUUCAGCAGACAUCGUAUCCAAGCAAGUUUUUAAAUUUUGAUCGGAUGGGCUCCCAGACCCCAAUAAGAACAAACACACAAGAAGAUUACGCUCAACUAUUUGCACAGCUGAUUUCACGUUGUGCAAAAGACAUAGACACGCUAAUUGAGUCAUUACCAAAUGAAGAUAGUUCAACGGAGCUUCAACAUCAAAGCCUCAGAAGACUGGAAAUUGAAAAUCAAGAAUCUGCUAAAAGGCUUGACGAUACUGUUCAAAGUGGCGAGCUUUUACUAGAAAAAAUACAAAUAGCGCUUGAAGACAUUGCACAGGCACAAUUAGAAAUGCAUGUAUCGUCCACCAAUCGUUUUAAUUAUUUAUAAAUUAUAGUUGCCGAAUUUUUCAAUCUGAUGUUGAAUAUCACCAAAGGAAAUAUUGAAAUUCAUUUCCUAAUAUAUAAAUUACUUUAAAUAUUAAAGAA
Molecule: messenger RNA, 1447 nt
Organism: Bactrocera oleae (olive fruit fly)
Lineage: Eukaryota; Metazoa; Arthropoda; Insecta; Diptera; Tephritidae
Gene: MED21
Product: mediator complex subunit 21
Biological process (GO): regulation of transcription by RNA polymerase II
Cellular component (GO): mediator complex
Molecular function (GO): transcription coregulator activity
Source: RefSeq, a predicted model, not a curated record